AAGAUGGCAGAUCCAGGAACGUCUGUCAUCAACCCCCGUCGAGCGCACUUGCAGGGCUUUCUCAAGAUUGUCUUUCGCCCUUUUCUCGCGCACUGUGACGGUGGAGCGAUUUCUGACAGAUCAGUGAAUGCUGUGACUAAGGCCUUGGGGCGAGUUGAUCCGCGUGUGUGGGAGCUCAUCAUCAAGCUUGGUAUUUCGUUUGGUCUGAGCCUCCUUGCGACCCGCUGGAUCAUCACCAUGUUGGACCCGCAGCACAAACAACGUCAGUCUGCUCAGAGGUCAAGAAAGGAGCUGCUGCGACGCCUUGGGAGGGAUGAUAUCAAGACCGACGAGCACGAAGAUGUCAUCGCGAAGGAAGCUGUCAAUCCAGCAUCUAUUGAUGUCACAUUCGACGACAUCGGAGGUCUUGAGGAGCAGAAGCAGAGGAUACGAGAAAUCGUUGUUCUCCCUUUCUGCAGGCCUGAACUGUUCACCCGUGGAAAGCUGCUUCGGCCUCCUCGGGGUGUGCUAUUCUAUGGCCCUCCGGGGACAGGAAAGACAAUGCUGGCAAAAGCCAUCGCCAAGGAGACUCGAGCUGUAUUUCUGAAUGUGAGCUUGUCUACGCUGCAGGACAAGUGGUUUGGGGAGUCGCAGAAGUUAGUUCGAGCUGUCUUCACCUUAGCUUGGAAGCUGCAGCCCACCAUCAUUUUUAUUGACGAGAUAGAUUCCUUCCUCCGUGAGAGGAAAGACGGAGAGUAUGAAGCAAGCUGCAACAUGAAGUCUGAAUUCAUGGCCCUGUGGGAUGGACUUUCGACAGAAUCAUCUGCACAAGUUGUUGUCAUCGGUGCUACGAAUCGGCCAUGGGCUAUUGACAAAGCAAUUUUACGUCGUAUGCCACGGUCGUUCUUGAUCGAUGUCCCCGGUGCACAGCAAAGAGAGGAGAUUCUGAGGAAGAUCCUUUCCCACGAGGUUACAGAGGAGCUCGACUUCGUCCAACUGUCAAAGGAGACGGAGGGAUAUAGUGGAAGCGACCUCAAAGAACUUUGCCGUGCAGCUUUGUUGGCCCCGGUGCAAGAGCUGAUCGAACAGGAGAGCAGAUCUGAGAAGCGACACUGCUCAAAUGAUCUCAGGCCUCUCAAGAUGGAUGAUAUCAUCAAGGCUAAGACGAUGGUCACCCCCACGGGAGAGAGUGCAAACGAUUACCUUAUGAGGUGUACAGGGAUGAGUGCAGAUGAAUUUGCAAAGUUGUUGAAUAUCAAUCACCAGAGCUGAGAUCAAAUGUUUUUUCGUAAACGGACUUAGAAAGC
Guillardia theta CCMP2712 is the source of this 1286-nucleotide messenger RNA. RefSeq lists its product as hypothetical. Gene Ontology annotation, cellular component: mitochondrial outer membrane. Bases 4 to 1251 code for a protein of 415 amino acids. NCBI's taxonomy places the organism in Eukaryota, Cryptophyceae, Pyrenomonadales, Geminigeraceae. The record is from RefSeq and is a predicted model, not a curated record. Gene Ontology annotation, molecular function: ATP binding; ATP hydrolysis activity. The transcript is spliced from 18 exons.